Messenger RNA from Onthophagus taurus, 1199 nucleotides. It is a transcript of the gene Fer1HCH, whose product is annotated as ferritin 1 heavy chain. Gene Ontology annotation, cellular component: cytoplasm. Gene Ontology annotation, biological process: intracellular iron ion homeostasis; iron ion transport. The record is from RefSeq and is a predicted model, not a curated record. NCBI's taxonomy places the organism in Eukaryota, Metazoa, Arthropoda, Insecta, Coleoptera, Scarabaeidae. Gene Ontology annotation, molecular function: ferrous iron binding; ferric iron binding.
GUGUAAAUGGUGGGGGAGGAGUGAUGAUAAAAGUGAAAAUUGAACGAAUAGAUGCGCAGUUGAAGAGAUUUUCGAGUGCUUUUCGUGUCAAAACAGUCUUCUAUACCAGUGUGUAUAAAGGCUGAUAAAAAAAUAUUAUAAUCUACGUCGCCAUUUUAUAUUUAAAUUCAUAAUCACGAUCGUUCGACGAUUUUGUUUCAUUUGUUUUUGAGAGUUCGCCGAGAAAACAACUUUUAUAAAAUCAUGAAGGCCAUGUACGGUGUUGUUCUGUUAUUAUGUUCCCUUGGUUACAUUUCCGGGGAAUUACAUUGUCAACAUAAAAGGCCAAAUAUACCAACGGAAUGGAUUGACAUGGUAAAUCCGUGCACGAAGAAGAUGGCAGAACAUGUUAAAGCUGAAUUGGGAGCUGCCGUUCAAUAUUUAGCAAUGGGGGCUCAUUUUUCUAAAGAUACCGUAAAUCGUCCGGGUUUGGCAAAUUUAUUUUUCAAUGCAGCAACUGAAGAACGCGAUCAUGCCAUGAAAUUUAUUGGUUAUUUAUUGAUGAGGGGUGGUCUUACAGAGAAAGUUCGCGAUCUUAUCAACCAAGUGAUUGUUCCUGAGAUUAAACAAUGGGAUAAUGGAAUUUCAGCUCUCCGCGAUGCUUUAAAACUUGAAGCCAAAGUAACCAAGAAAAUCCGUGAUGUAAUGAUGUCAUGCGAAGAUAACGACGAAUUCAAUGACUACCAUUUAGUCGAUUAUCUUACUGGGGAAUUCUUGGAAGAACAAUACAACGGCCAAAGAGAUCUUGCCGGAAAGAUUUCCACCUUGGACAAGAUGAUGGACAAACACGGAGCUCUUGGAGAGUUCUUGUUUGAUAAGAAACUUCUUGGUUAAAAAGACUUUUAAACAACUUUCGUUUUCUUUAAUAAAUAUUUCUUGUUUCAAUUUAUUUCUGUAUAAUGCAAUUUUUUUUUAUAGUUAUGUUCGAGUUUUUCAAUCAAUUUUCUUUUUUCUUUAAAAUAAUUAUACUGUGAUGGCUGUUUAAGGAUUAAUUACAGAAAUAUCAAUGUAAAGGUUAAUUAAGAACAAUUAAAGUUUUAAGAAAGUCAAUGAAAUAACUAUAUAGAUAGAUAUUUUAAGUACAUUUAAAUAGUUUGUAUAUUUCCAAUGUUUUUUGUUCUUUUUACCAAAUAAAUAGAGUACAUGAUUAUAAAAAGAAA